AUGGUGCGAUUACGUGGUUUGCGUCUUCUUACCGUUCUAAAUUGUGAACGACGAUUCCUGUCUUCCUCGUCUCAUUGGAAUGCUGAAAUCGCCAAAGAUGCACCUAAACCAACUCCAAUCGGCACGCCCUACUCAAAGCUAACCAUUGGAACACCGAAAGAAGUGUAUUUCAACGAGAAAAGAGUUGCCAUUACUCCUGAAAACACAGCACUGCUAUUGAAGAAAGGAUUUAAACAAGUCCUUGUUCAGUCUGGAGCUGGUUCUGCUGCUGAAUUCUCGGACUCGGCUUAUGUCAAAGCAGGAGCAACAAUUGUGCCUUCUUCUGAGAAUGUAUAUCAGUCAGACAUUGUACUGAAGGUGCGACCUCCACAAGAUGUUGCUGGUGUCUCGGAAGUCACUCAGAUCAAGGAGGGAACUACCUUGAUCUCAUUCUUGUAUCCAUCUUUGCCAACGUCAAAAGAUGUGAUUGAGAAAAUGGCAGCCAGAAAAUUGACAGCUUUUUCAAUGGAUUCUAUUCCAAGAAUCUCGCGUGCUCAAGUCUUUGACGCGCUAUCAUCCAUGGCUAAUAUUGCCGGAUACAAGGCAGUCCUAGAAGCAGCUAACCACUUCGGAAGAUAUUUUACUGGACAAAUAACUGCCGCCGGAAAGAUACCACCUUGUAAAGUCUUGGUAAUUGGUGCUGGUGUGGCAGGUUUGAGUGCUGUCGUCACGGCUCGUCGUCUUGGUGCUAUUGUACGAUGUUUUGAUACACGACCUCCUACUCGAGAACAAGUUCAAUCUCUUGGGGCCGAAUUCUUGGAAGUCGACUUGAAAGAAGAUGGGUCAGGAACGGGGGGUUAUGCUAAAGAAAUGUCGAAAGAGUUCAUAGAAGCUGAAAUGGCUCUGUUUGCUGCUCAAUGUAAAGAAGUAGAUGUUGUCAUUACCACUGCCUUGAUUCCAGGAAAGCGAGCUCCCAUCCUCAUUACUAAAGCUAUGGUUGAAUCAAUGAAGCCAGGAAGUGUAGUAGUAGAUUUGGCCAGUGAGAAUGGUGGAAACUGUGAAGUGACCAAGCCAGGCUCUCUGUACAAGUACGGUGAAGUCACAAUCAUUGGAUACACGGACUUUCCUUCUCGCCUACCAACACAGAGUUCAACUCUCCUCUCAAAUAAUAUUACCAAAUUCUUAUUGUCUAUCGGUGAUGGCAAGAGCAACUUUAACAUCAAUCUUGAAGAUGAAGUAGUUCGAGGAUCAAUAGUAUUACAGAACGGUAAACUCUUAUAUCCACCUCCACGACCAGCUGCUCCUCCACAAGCCCCUGCUAAAAUAGAAGUCAAGGAAACAAAGGUUGAGCCUGUAGAGUUGACACCAUGGCAGAAACGAUCGUAUGAUGUCGCAGCUGUGACUGCAGGAAUGACUUCUCUGGCAGUCAUCGGCAAGUUUGCUCCUGUUGCGUUGAUGACUUCUGCUUCCACUUUUGGUUUGGCCUCAAUCAUUGGAUACCGUCUUGUCUGGGGUGUCAUUCCUGCUCUUCAUUCUCCUCUUAUGUCGGUGACAAAUGCUAUAUCUGGUCUGGUUGGAGUUGGUGGCAUGUUUGUAAUGGGCGGUGGUUACCUGCCUCAUACAGUUCCUCAAGUCCUCGCGGCUUCUUCAGUCAUGAUUGCUAUGGUGAACGUCUCUGGUGGAUUUAUUAUAUCGCAACGCAUGCUUGACAUGUUCCGACGAUCUACAGAUCCACCAGACUAUCUCUACUUAUACGCUGUCCCUGCUGCUGCUUUCACAAGUGCUUUUGUUUAUGCGUCUGCUACUGGAGCCCCAGGUCUAGUUAGUGCCGGAUAUCUAGCCUCAUCUCUUCUUUGUAUAUCAUCUCUACAAGGCCUCGCUUCUCAAGAAACUGCACGAAGAGGAAACGCUUUGGGCAUGUUGGGUGUAGGAACAGGAAUCGUGUCGGCUCUAUCUGGUGUCGGAUGGGCUGCACCAGUAUUCGCACAGUUCGCUGGAGUCACUGCUAUUGGUGGUGCAGUUGGUGCAUUCCUUGGUCGACGAGUCACUCCAACAGAGUUACCCCAAACUGUUGCUGUGCUUCACUCAUUUGUCGGUCUUGCCGCUGUACUCACAAGUGUUGCCAGUUACAUGAUUCAUCCUACCGGUGCUCUCCAUCUGACUACUGCAUAUUUGGGAACAUUGAUUGGUGGUAUCACCUUCACUGGAUCUCUAGUUGCAUUCGGCAAAUUGCAAGGAAUUCUGUCUUCCAAACCUUUACAUCUUCCUGGUCGUAAUUUGAUAAAUGUUGCGAUGGCUGCUGCCAAUGUUGGAAUCAUGGGCUACUUUUUGACAGGUGUUAGUCCAACCGUCGGCCUGGCCUGCUUGGCUGCCAAUACUGCUCUCAGUUUCUUACAAGGAUGGCAUACCACAGCGUCUAUUGGAGGAGCGGAUAUGCCCGUCGUGAUAACUGUAUUGAACUCAUACUCAGGUUGGGCUCUGGUUGCUGAAGGUUUCAUGUUGGGAAACGAUUUGUUGACUACUGUUGGUGCUCUCAUUGGUGUCUCUGGUGGAAUUCUCUCAUAUAUCAUGUGUAGGGCCAUGAACCGGUCUCUGCUCAGUGUACUCUUUGGAGGUUAUGGAACAGCUGCACCAUCAGCUGCAUCUGCAAAAAUUACUGGCACCGCUACAGAAUGCAAUGCGGACGAAGCUGCUGAUAUGUUGGCUAAUGCUGAGCGAGUCAUUAUUACUCCUGGAUACGGUUUGGCUGUUGCCAAAGCCCAAUAUGCUGUCUCUGAUAUGGUCAAACUCUUGCGAGACAAUAAGAUUGAUGUCAAAUUCGGAAUCCAUCCUGUCGCCGGAAGAAUGCCAGGUCAAUUGAAUGUGCUACUCGCUGAAGCUAAUGUGCCAUACGACAUUGUGCAUGAAAUGGAUGAAAUCAAUGAUGACUUUACUGACACAGAUGUAACACUGGUUGUUGGCGCCAAUGACACAGUAAAUCCUAUUGCUCUCGAACCAAACAGUGUUAUCGCCGGCAUGCCGGUCUUGCACGUUUGGAAGUCCAAGCAAGUCAUUGUCAUGAAGAGAUCACUUGCAGCUGGUUAUGCAGAUGUGCCCAAUCCGCUUUUCUACAAUCCAAACACCAGAAUGUACUUUGGAGAUGCCCGAAGCAGUAUGGACGCGCUCAAGCAAGCAGUCGAAAAGGCACUUGCUGCCAAAAAAUAA
This is a messenger RNA of Synchytrium microbalum, 3183 nucleotides long. RefSeq lists its product as uncharacterized. The transcript has 21 exons. Bases 1 to 3183 code for a protein of 1060 amino acids. The record is from RefSeq and is a predicted model, not a curated record. Gene Ontology annotation, biological process: NADPH regeneration; proton transmembrane transport. Lineage: Eukaryota; Fungi; Chytridiomycota; Chytridiomycetes; Synchytriales; Synchytriaceae. Gene Ontology annotation, cellular component: mitochondrial inner membrane. Gene Ontology annotation, molecular function: NAD binding; NADP binding.